AUGCGUCCGAACGCGCUGUUUGAGGGCAGCAGCAGGCCGCGAAAGCACUCGACUUCCAUUGACCGCAACAGUACACCCUCAGGUCCAACCACUUUCUUCCUCACUUCCGAAUCCGACCUGGACCGACGAGCUUCCAAUGUAUCCACAUCACCAGACUCAACGCGUCUCCGAACGACCAGAGAUAGUGCAACGGCCAGUUCGAGCAAGGCAUCUCCAAACAGAACGAAGUAUCCUCAGCGGGAUGGAAGUCGUAGACGAUCGACGAUAAGGCCAAAGAGUAUCGAAGAACUGCGUCAAGAAGCAUCUCGUCACCAGUCUUUGCUCCCACAACCAGCAUCCGGCGUAUUGACGCCUGCGCAGCCCUCAUCCCAAGAACCGUCCCUUCCAAGCAGUCCCAAGUCAAUGUCUACACGAUCUAUUGCAAAGUCGGAUGAGGAUCUGACUCCAGAUGAAAGCAGUAGUCAGGCUGUUGAGUCGGAGGAAGAAGAUGAAUCCGAGUCGCUCGAUCAUCCGAUCGAGAAUAGUGCUCCCCAGCUAAUCAUGCCCUCGAUAAGAAUGCCCAGUCGCAGACCAUUCACUGAACGUGGCAAGCAGAUGGGGAAGUUCAAGAUCAUGGUAGCUGGUUCGAGAGGUUCUGGCAAAACUUCCCUUAUCAAAUCUAUAGUCCAGCUCUGCGAAGAUAUCGUACAUGUUGAUCCUUUCACCAGCAGUUCCAUUUCCAGAUCGACGUUGCACGGCAGAAGUACCGCGAACGCCUUCCACGAAACAUAUGCGAGCACAAGGCCUUAUCCAAGCUGGUGGUCUGAUAUGGACGAGAGUCGCGUACUGAGGAGGCGAAAGAGCAUGGGCGAUUUUGUUCUUGAGCGUAAUCUCUGCUUCGUCGACUCUUCUCAUACUAGAUCGCCGGCUUUCGCUACAAGCUACAUUGAGCAGCAGUUGAUCAAGACCAUCACUUAUGCCAAUCAGGCUACCACAGAACUGACCACUUUGAUGAGCGGUUCUGGCGGUUCUCAGGUCGAUCUUGUCAUGUAUCUUGUGUCUCACACAACGAUAAAAGACGAUGUUCAACAAAUCAAUCAGCUUAUGCAGAUCACUAACGUUAUCCCUUUUAUCAGCAAAUCGGAUCUCCUCACACUUGCUCAAAUUGACGACAUCAAAGCUGCUGUACAAGGCGACAACUGUUCCGUACCACGCCUUCCUAUCACCUUCGGGACGCACUUAGUUGAAGCCAUGGCCACCGCACCAUAUUCGAUCUCCUGUGUCAACGGCCCAGAUUAUGAUAAUAUGGACGCGUCCUUGCUUAUGGCAUCAGAAUAUAUUCAACCACUUGUUCCCUCCGAGUUAUCGUUGCUUGUUGAUCAAAUACUUCAGCCCGAAAACGUUGCAUACCUCCGUCACCUGUCGGCUAAAAAGCUAGUUUCGUGGUAUAGUUCUGGUCAACGGUUCGAGGGUAGCAUAAGAACAUCAUCUCCGGCCUCGACACGAGUGCGAAGUCCAAUACCAAGCACUCUGAACUCACCAUUACAAGCCUCAUUGUCGGCGUCUGGAGUUCUCGUACCCAUCAUAUCGCAUUCAGAUUUGUCCUUCAACACAGCCAAUUCCUUCGCGCUGGCCAAGGUGGCAGACCACGCCCAGAAAGAAGAACGAUUGGCACAGAUCAGGUUGAGCAAAUGGGCCAGUGAUCUACAGCUUAGCUUGCAACGAGAAAGAGAGAAGUACGAAAAAAUCGCACGCUCGGAACGUGCUCUCUGGCUCGUCGAACGUAUGGGUGAGGAGAUCCGAGAGGGUCAACUCGUGCCUGUGGGUGGGCUUGAUAUCGAAGAGGGUGAAGCCGAAAAUGCGAAGUUGACCUCUAAAUCCAAGAGGAGAUUGUACAAAGACGGUGGUAUAGCAUAUCAAGUGCACGAUCCUCUUGGUUUGUUGCGAUGGCAGGACAUGGUCAGAGCACAAACAUGGCUAGCACUGCAGAUAGUCGGCUCAUUCGGUGUCGUUGGCGGCUUAGCACUAUUCGUCACAAAAACGUGGGGUUACGAAACGAGCUUCCACCAGUGGGCACGCGAAAUCGGCCUUUGGCAGGAUUAA
Messenger RNA from Lithohypha guttulata, 2082 nucleotides. RefSeq lists its product as uncharacterized. Gene Ontology annotation, molecular function: GTP binding. The coding region runs from base 1 to 2082 and encodes 693 amino acids. Lineage: Eukaryota; Fungi; Ascomycota; Eurotiomycetes; Chaetothyriales; Trichomeriaceae. The record is from RefSeq and is a predicted model, not a curated record. The transcript has 3 exons.